UUAUGUUUCGUUCCAAAACAGACCAAAAAAAAAAAACACACACACACGAGCAUUUCUUCUGAAGUGGGAGAGAAAGACCUCUCUCUCUCUCUCUAAGCUAAAACUCUCGUUAUUACUAUCUCUUUCUCUCUCCCAGAUCCAAUCUCCGUCUUCCUCUUUCUCUUUCCGUUCAGAUCUCUCCGACGACCUAUUUGGAUCUCCGAUUCGCUCUUCCUGCUAUCCACUUUUCGCACUUCAAAUCUCCAAUCCUUUACUCCUACUAAUUCAUCGCUUGCGGAUCUGAUUUUGAGCUUUCUGACAGCUUCACCGCGGAUUCAGUCAUGAAUCCAUUCUCCUCCGGUACCCGUUUGAGGGACAUGAUUCGGGCUAUACGUGCUUGUAAAACUGCAGCAGAGGAACGGGCUGUUGUACGGAAAGAGUGUGCUGCUAUUCGUGCUUCAAUCAAUGAAAAUGAUAAUGACUAUCGGCAUCGCAACCUGGCUAAGCUCAUGUUCAUUCACAUGCUUGGUUACCCAACACAUUUUGGUCAAAUGGAGUGUUUGAAGUUGAUAGCAGCUGCUGGUUUUCCUGAAAAGAGGAUUGGAUAUCUUGGCCUCAUGUUGCUUCUUGAUGAAAGACAAGAAGUUCUUAUGCUGGUCACCAAUUCAUUAAAACAAGAUCUAAAUCACUCAAACCAGUACAUUGUGGGUCUUGCUCUUUGUGCUCUGGGAAAUAUUUGUUCAGCAGAAAUGGCUCGUGAUCUUGCACCAGAAGUAGAAAGAUUGAUGCAAUUUCGAGAUCCAAAUAUCAGGAAGAAAGCUGCAUUAUGCUCUAUACGGAUCGUAAAGAAAGUCCCAGACUUGGCAGAAAAUUUCAUAAAUCCUGCUGCUUCCUUACUUAAAGAAAAACAUCAUGGAGUUUUAAUAACAGGAAUUCAACUUUGUAUAGAUCUGUGUAAAGUCAGUGAGGAAGCCCUUGAGUAUUUGAGAAAGAAAUGCACAGACGGGUUGGUUAAAACACUAAAGGAUGUUGUGAACAGUCCUUAUGCCCCUGAGUAUGAUGUUGCUGGCAUCACAGAUCCCUUCCUGCAUAUUAGAUUACUACGGCUUUUGCGUGUGUUGGGUCAAGGAGAUGCAGAUGCUAGUGAUUGCAUGAAUGACAUACUUGCUCAGGUGGCCACCAAAACAGAAUCAAACAAAAAUGCAGGGAAUGCAAUUUUAUAUGAAUGUGUAGAAACCAUCAUGAGUAUAGAAGAUAAUGGUGGCUUACGUGUACUUGCAAUCAACAUCUUGGGAAGAUUCUUAUCGAACCGUGACAACAAUAUCAGAUAUGUUGCAUUAAACAUGCUGAUGAAGGCUAUGACAGUAGAUACUCAAGCUGUACAAAGGCAUCGGGCAACAAUUUUAGAAUGUGUAAAGGAUUCAGAUGCUUCUAUCCGAAAAAGGGCUUUGGAACUUGUUUACCUUCUUAUAAAUGAGACCAACGUCAAACCCUUAACAAAAGAAUUAAUUGAUUAUUUGGAAGCAAGUGAUGAAGAAUUCAAGGAAGAUCUUACAGCAAAAAUAUGCUCCAUUGUAGCAAAGUUUUCCCCAGAGAAGAUAUGGUACAUUGAUCAGAUGCUUAAGGUUCUCUCAGAGGCUGGAAAUUAUGUAAAAGAUGAUGUAUGGCAUGCCCUUAUUGUUGUGAUAAGCAAUGCUUCUGAUCUCCACGGGUAUACGGUCAGGGCUUUGUACAGAGCAUUCCAAACAUCAUCUGAACAGGAAAGUCUUGUUCGAGUGGCAGUUUGGUGCAUUGGUGAAUAUGGUGACAUGUUGGUGAAUAAUGUUGGCAUGCUGGACAUAGAAGAUCCAAUAACAGUAACAGAAUCUGAUGCUGUGGAUGUUGCAGAGACUGCAAUUAAGCGUCAUAAGUCAGAUCUUACCACUAAAGCAAUGGCUUUGAUUUCUCUGUUAAAGCUGUCUUCACGUUUUCCAUCUUGCUCAGAGAGGAUCAAAGAGAUAACUGUUCAAUACAGAGGAAACCUUGUUCUUGAAUUGCAGCAAAGAUCCAUUGAAUUUAAUUCUAUUAUUGCGAAGCAUCCGAAUAUUAGGUCUGCACUAGUAGAACGGAUGCCAGUUUUGGAUGAAGCAACUUUUAUGGGCAGGAGGGCAGGUUCUAUGCCAUCUUCUGUGUCAACUUCCACUGUGUCUUCUAUCAAUCUACCAAACGGAGUUAACAAAACCUCUGCGGCUCCACUGGUGGAUUUGCUUGAUCUGAGUUCGGAUGAUGUUCCUGCACCUAGCCCUGGGGGUGGUGAUUUUCUUCAAGAUCUUCUUGGUGUUGAUGUAUCACCAUCUUCAAAUCAACCUGGUACAAAUCAUGCUGUGCAAAAUGGCACUGACGUCCUUCUGGAUCUUUUAUCUAUUGGCACACCUCCUGCUCAAAACAUCUCAUCAACACCUGAUAUCUUUUCCUCCGUUCAAGAUAACAAAACACCAUUGGCGCCACUAGACUUACUCUUAUCUCCAUCUCAUUCUACACAAGCCACUCCUCCAAGAGAUGCUUCUGUAAUUGAUUUGUUGGACGACUUUGGAGCUAAGCCUCCAGUAGUACCUGAGAACAAUGGUUCAGCUUUUCCAUCUAUAGUUGCUUUUGAGAGCAGUAACUUGAAGGCAGUUUUCAACUUCUCAAAGACACCCGGAAACCCACAAACAACACUAAUUCAGGCUACAUUUACGAAUCUGUCAUCCGACAUCAUUACCGAUUUUAUUUUCCAAGCAGCAGUUCCAAAGUUUCUCCAACUGCACUUGGAUCCAGCAAGUGGCAAUACACUGCCUGCAAAUGGUAAUGGUUCCAUGACACAAAAUUUAAAAGUUACCAACAAUCAACAUGGAAAGAAAUCUCUUGUGAUGCGCUUAAGGAUCGCUUACAAGAUGAACAACAAAGAUAUAUUGGAGGAAGGACAAGUGAAUAACUUCCCUCGCGGUUUAUAAGGUUUGGAGUUGGAGAUCUUCAAAAGACACUAAAUUAAAUCCGGUGUUUUCUCCUAACAGUCGUCUAUAUAGGGGACGUGGUUGGGUGGUGGAUUUCGAGCCUGAUUUUGCUCGACUCGAGAGUAUGGCUUCUUUUCUUUUUCUCUUUCUUUUUUCUUUUACUCUUUUCUCAUUUAGGUGGUUGAUGAUGUACAUUAGUACAAAUUUUAUUCCCGUGUGGAAUUGUGGGAACUGAAUUUUGCCAUUUUGUGCACACAACAAAAGAAAAAAAAAAGAAGAGAGCUCAUGAAUCAUAUCGAUAACUUGAGAUGCUAUUUUUUCUUUUCUUAGUUUGGAUUUGAUCAUUAGGGUUUAUUGUCUUGUUUGGAAGCUGAUUUUAAUUCGAGUCGUAUCGUAUAGUAUUAUAUUCAAUUUUCAUGUACCAUUUUCCUUUACUGUUAAUGAAAUGUAAGGUUAUAUUA
Cannabis sativa is the source of this 3412-nucleotide messenger RNA. Its product is annotated as AP-1 complex subunit gamma-2. Gene Ontology annotation, molecular function: clathrin-cargo adaptor activity. Gene Ontology annotation, biological process: Golgi to vacuole transport; intracellular protein transport; receptor-mediated endocytosis. Bases 321 to 2951 code for a protein of 876 amino acids. Gene Ontology annotation, cellular component: Golgi apparatus; membrane coat; AP-1 adaptor complex. Lineage: Eukaryota; Viridiplantae; Streptophyta; Magnoliopsida; Rosales; Cannabaceae. The record is from RefSeq and is a predicted model, not a curated record. The transcript has 18 exons.